GUCAUCCAUAGCCUUUCAAUUAUGAAUUAUAAUAAAGGCGGGAGAGAAAAUCUCCUUUUUUUAAAUAUCAUGACGUGGAAUUUUCAUCCAUUUAAAUGCAUGACAGUCCUAACGCUCCAAUUCCCGCACAAAAAUGACUUCUCCUGCCCAAAUUUUCGGCUUUGACAUUCAAACUUUUGCUUUUUUCACAUUCUCAACACUCUUCUUCUCCACCUUGUGCCUGUAUUAUUAUCACGGAAAAUCGCGCAAGCAAUUGCCGCCGGGGCCGCCGGGAUUCCCGGUGGUCGGAUACCUGCCGUUCCUCCGCCGAAAUCUACACCACCAGUUCACCGAUCUCGCCGCCAAGUACGGCCCGAUCUUCAAGCUCCGGCUGGGGAGCCGGCUCUGCGUGGUGGUGAGCUCGCCGUCCACCGCGAGGGAGAUCCUCCGCGAGCAAGACGCGGUAUUCUCGAACCGCGACCCGACGGCGGCGGCGCUGAUCGCCACGUACGGCGGCCGCGACAUCGCCUGGGCGCCGAUGGGCGGCUACUGGCGCGACGCUCGGAAGAUAUUCGUCCGCGAGAUGCUGAGCAGCGGCAACAUUAGGGCUUGCCGCGAGCACCGCAGAUCGGAGGUCAGAAAGGCGAUCCGAGAUCUGAGAUCUAGAGCGGGCGAAUCCGUCGAUGUCGGAGAAUUGGCUUCUCGGACUGAAAUGAAUGUUGUGACGAGCAUGAUUUUUGGAUCUGAAAGGGCUGGGGACGAGUUCAGGAAGAUAAUGGGGGAAUUUAUUGCUUCAAUUGGGGAGCCAAAUGUGUCUGAUUUCUUCCCAUGGCUGGCUAGGUUUGAUCUGCAGAGGAAGCAGAGGAAGAUGAGGGAUUUAGUGAAGUUUGUGGGAAAUACUCUUGACCCAAUCAUUGAAGAAGGUUUGAAGAUUGUUUCUGAGAAAUCUCGGACUGCGGGGAAGGGUGAAUUCGAGGAGAAGAAAGAUUUUCUGCAGAUCCUCUUGGAGCUCAAGGUUAGUGAAGCUGGCAAAUUGUUGGAUUUUGAUGCAAUCAAGGCUAUCUUGCAGGAUAUUGUGCUAGGGGGGACAGACACAACAGCAACAAUGGUGGAGUGGGUCAUGGCAGUGCUACUUGACAGUCCAGAGGUAAUGAAGCAAGUUCAGAAAGAACUCGAGGAGAUUGUAGGAAUGGACAACAUUGUCGAAGAGUUCCAUCUUCCAAAGCUCACUUAUUUGGAUGCUGUUGUGAAAGAGACGCUCCGUUUGUACCCUGCAUUACCACUCCUUGUCCCUAGGUGCCCCAGCCAAACCUCACAAGUGGGUGGGUACACAAUCCCAAAGGGCACUAAGGUCCUUUUAAAUGUGUAUGCAAUUCAUAGAGACCAUAAACUUUGGGACAACCCAUCACAGUUCAAACCCGAAAGGUUCUUGAAUCGGAGUUUGGGUUUGUUGGAUUACACUGGCAAUGACCCACGGUUUCUCCCGUUUGGUUCGGGUAGGAGAAUCUGUGCGGGAAUUCCCUUAGCUGAGAAGAUGUUGGUGUACAUUUUGGGGUCCUUGUUGCAUUCCUUCUAUUGGCAUCUUCCUGAGGGUGAAAAACUUGAUUUGUCUGAUGCGUUUGGGCUUGUCACCAAGAAAAGGACUCCUUUGAUUGCUGUCCCAACUCUAAGGCUAUGCAACUCUGAACUUUAUUGUUAAGUUCUGACUCGGAGAAAUAUAAUGUGUGUGUGUUUUUAAAUGGAAUAUCAAGUCGCUGCAGAGUGUGUUGAAUUUAUAGAGAAUAAUGAAUAGUGGAGUCACAC
This is a messenger RNA of Cuscuta campestris, 1782 nucleotides long. The record is from the annotation of a GenBank genome assembly. NCBI's taxonomy places the organism in Eukaryota, Viridiplantae, Streptophyta, Magnoliopsida, Solanales, Convolvulaceae.